Messenger RNA from Aegilops tauschii subsp. strangulata, 867 nucleotides. The record is from RefSeq and is a predicted model, not a curated record. Lineage: Eukaryota; Viridiplantae; Streptophyta; Magnoliopsida; Poales; Poaceae.
AUGCAUUCGUCGAGCUCGCCCGGCCUUGCUCGGCUCCACCAUCUGCGCGUCCGCGCUGCUCUGCUGCUCCGCUUGCUGCCGUCGCCCCAGCCAGCUCCCGCUCGUGCUCGCACCAGCCGCAGCCGGCUCCCCCCCGUGCUGGCUGCUCCGCGUCCGCGCAUGCCAGUUCCCUUCUCCGCGGCAGUCCUGCUGCCUCAUCCGGUCGUCCCGAGGACCGUCUCGUCGCUCCGGUCGGCUGCGCCGUCCGAGCCGGCUGCUGCCGUGCUCUGUCGUCGCUCCUCCGCCUGCGGCCGGCUUGGCGCAUCGGGGCCGGCUCCUGUGUCGCCCCGCUCUGCCGCCUCCCGCAGCAUGCUGCGUCCGGCUGCUGCUCUGCACCUCCACGCGCACUGGCCGGCUCCCCCGCUCCCUCGCUGCGUGGCUGCCGCGUCGCGUCCGCCUGCUGGCGCGCCUCCCGUAGCACGCCGCGUCCAGCCGCCCUCUCCGCCUUCGCGCCACGCCUCUGCGGCCGCCUUGGCCUCCGCCCGUGGCCAGGCCGGCUGCGUGCCCCAAGCCGCGCCGGGCUCCUCGCUCCGACCCCCGCUGCCCUGCGCGGACGCCGCUUGGGGCCUUAUCGCGCGCGCCCGGCUGCCUGAACCGCUAGCGCACCCCCGCCUCCCGCUGCGCUGCCUUGCGCCGGCCUCCGCCUGUCCCCGUGCGCCCCGUGUUGGCUUCCGCACCGCCUGCGCCGACUGCCCGGACGCGUCUCUUCGCCCCCGCCUUCACGCGCCGGCCCCGGGCCGACUUCCCAUCGCCAGCACUGGCUCCGGCCCCGCCGCACCCGCUGCUCCUGGUUGGCGGGCUCCCGCCCGCUGCCUAGGCCGGGUGUGA